AUGGUGAUCACCAACGUUCUCUUCAAGCAUCGUGCCCAACUCUCCCUCCAAAACGGGUUCGUACGUGUGACGAUACCGACCAACAUCAAGUGGCGACCUGGGAUGCACAUCUUUGUGCGAUUUCUCCAUAUUCGCCCGUUCGAGUCGCAUCCAUUUACGAUUUCAUCGCUGCCCGGUGCCGACGCGAAAGACGGCUCCAAGAACAACGAACUGGUAUUCCUGGUAAAGAUUGAGUCCGGAUUUACCCACUCUCUGGGUGACUGCGCGGCGCAAGAAGCUCCUACACGCCAGUUCCCCGUCAUUCUCGAUGGUCCAUAUGGAGAGUCAGGCGCCAACACUCUUCGCUCCUACGACAGCGUGCUCCUUCUUGCUGGUGGGAUGGGACUGACGUUUAUUACGCCCAUCCUGUCGGAUCUUGCGCGCUCUAUGAAGCAGAAGACGGGCAUUUGCAAGACGGUGGACGUCGUCCUUUCUGCAAAGCAUCGUGACGUCGUCAAGGCCUGCGAGGCACAGCUGCUUGGAGCCCAGAGUGUGAUUCGCGCGGCGGGAGGUACCAUCGAGUUCUACGUCCACAUUACUGGAGACUCUACCGGCGAAGAGGGACGAGUCGAAAGUCGAGAAUCGGAGAAAGAGGCGACAUUGGACGACGGCUCUCUCGGUCAAGUCAUUAUCGGACGCCCUGAUAUUGCUGGACUCGUCUCCUCAAGAGCUACAAGCUGGACUGGGUAUACCGCGGUCGCUGUAUGCGGGCCGCUGUCUUUCCUGACGAGCGCGUCAAACGCGGUCGCAAGGGUUCAGUGGGACAUUCUUCGAGGUUCGGCGACGUGCAAGGAGAUGCAUCUCCGGUCAGAGACAUUUGGAUGGUAA
Messenger RNA from Serendipita indica DSM 11827, 867 nucleotides. The record is from the annotation of a GenBank genome assembly. Lineage: Eukaryota; Fungi; Basidiomycota; Agaricomycetes; Sebacinales; Serendipitaceae.